GAGUUGAUUAGCUUGGAAUAUUUGGGAUUGAGAAACAAUUUCAUAAAACAGCUUCCACAGUCGUUGGCGAAGUUGGAAAGGCUUGAGGUUUUCGAUAUAGCACUAAACUUCGAGGUGGAGGUGCCGCGACAUAUAUGGAAAAUCCGAAGCCUUCGUCACCUUUACAUGUCUGACAUAAUAUGUAUGGAGCCUUUGCAGAUAGAUGAUCUAAAGAAUCUGCAGACCCUCACCUACAUAUCGGCUGAUAAUUUGACAUAUGAGCUCUUACGAUUUCAAAAGAUGGAUAAUCUCCGUAAAUUGGGCAUACAAGAAGUAGAUAGAAUCACAGAUGUCAGCAAGAUCUUGGCUUCGCUGGCUAUGGUGAAGAAUCUUGAUUGCCUCAUCUUAAAGGGGUCUCGUUUCAGAAGAAUGUCUUCACUGGACGAGCUUUGUAGUCUAAACCGUCUCACUCAACUCAAACUGGAUGGUCUCCUCACCAAGUUGCCGAGUGCCACUGAUUUCCCUCCAGAUAUUCGUUACAUGAGCUUGGUUAAUACCUCUCUUGAUGAAGACCCCAUGCCGGUGCUCGAGAAGCUAUCCAAGCUACAAAUCCUCAACCUGAGGAAUGCUUUCAUGGGUGAAGAAAUGAUGGUCUCACAUUUGGGGUUUGCAGAGCUCGAAGGUCUAUGCAUGGGGGAGUUGUGGCGUCUGAGAAACUUACAAGUUGGAGAAGGUGCAAUGCCGAAGCUGAAGCGAUUGGAAAUCAACAAUUGCCCGUAUCUGGAGACCCUCCCAAAAGAGAUGGCUAAUCUCAAGGAGUUGAAGAUGGUGACAACCAAAGGCAUUGCAAGAAAGAUAUUGGAGGCUCAAUCUCCAAAAGAGGGCAUGUUGAUAUCCAGCCUUAAGAGGUGGUGGUGAGAACAAGGUCAAAGUAUAGUAGAAAAUGGAGAAGUUAAGGGCCUUCGAAAUAACCUUCACCAAACACCAGCAAUGAAGGUAGACGAUAUUGAAUGAACAUUAUCAUGUAACUAGAGUAAAAUGUUUUGUUGAAGAAUAUGACUCGGAAACUGUCUUCACAUUUUUUUGCUUCUGUGCUCUCUCUCUUUUCUUCUACACAGGUACUCUUUUUCCUGCUUAUGUUUUUCCCUUUGGGUUUUCAUUAAGCACGUUUUAAUGAGGCGUGGCCCUCUGAUUGGGUUCUGUCUUCGCAAGGGUUAUAAUUAGGUUGUCUGUUCUUCCUUUCUCUCGCCUGUUUUUUUUUUCUUUUCAUUUUUUCGGUUUCAAUAAAAAUUUAUUUUAAUGACGAUGAUGAUGAUGAAUAAAGUUGUUUUGUUGUGUUUUGAAUCAAA
Salvia miltiorrhiza (redroot sage) is the source of this 1328-nucleotide messenger RNA. Its product is annotated as probable disease resistance protein RF9. The transcript is spliced from 2 exons. The coding region runs from base 166 to 897 and encodes 243 amino acids. Lineage: Eukaryota; Viridiplantae; Streptophyta; Magnoliopsida; Lamiales; Lamiaceae. The record is from RefSeq and is a predicted model, not a curated record. Gene Ontology annotation, molecular function: alpha-tubulin binding. Gene Ontology annotation, biological process: protein folding.